AUGCGCUUCACCACGCUCGCCAUUGCCUUUUUCGCCUGCGCCCUCGUGGUGUCUGGCAGCGUGAUCCGUGAAAAGAGACAGUGUGGAUGUGCUCAGCCACAGCAGAGCCAGUGCUCAUGCCAACAAGUUCAACAGACCCAAUCUUGCUCGUGCCAAUCUGCUCCAGUCCAACAACAAGCCCCAUCAUGCUCUUGCGCUCAGCCACAACAAACCCAAACUGUUCAGGUUCAAGCUACUCAAUGCGCUCCAGCCUGCCAACAGAGCUGCACCCAACAGUGCCAGUCCUCCCCAUCGGUGUCCCAAUGCCAACCACAAUGCCAGCAACAAUGUCAAUCCCAAUGCGCUCCAAUGUACAACCCACCAACCACCACUACCACCACCCAGGCUCCAGUUGUUCAGUACCAACAGUGCCAACCAGUGUGCCAGCAACAAUGUCAAGCUACCUGCGUUCAGCAACAACAGCCAGCCGCUCAGUGCCAACCACAAUGCCAACAGCAAUGCAAUGUUGCCUGUGAUGCUCCAUCCACCACCACCCAGGCUCCACAAGUGAUCCAAAUCCAACUCGAGAUCCAACAAGCUCAAGCCCAAUGCCAGCCACAAUGCCAACAACAGUGCCAGGAUUCCUGCGUUCAGCAACAACAGCCAGCCAACCAAUGCGACUCUGCCUGCAACACCCAGUGCUCUGAUAUCUGCCAACAGACCGCCCAGGCUACCCAACAAGUCUACAACCAGAACACCAACACCCAGAUGUACAACCCAUAUAAUAACAACAACCAGAACGCCAACUGCGCCCCAGCCUGCCAGCCAGCCUGUGACAACUCCUGCACUUCCCAACAAGCUCAGCCAGUGUACCAACAAGCUCAACCAGUCUACCAACAACAAGCUCAGCCAACCUACCAGGUUCAAUCUACCGCUGCUCCAAUGUACGAUCCAUACAACAACAACAACAACCAAGGAUCCAACAACUGUGCUCCAGCUUGCCAACCAGCCUGUGACAACUCCUGCACUCAACAAGCUCAACCAAUGUACCAACCAUACGACACCACCACCCAAGCCCCAGCUCAACAAGCCGUCAUCCAAAUUGUUCUCCAAACCUCUGUUGCUCAAUCUGCCCAAUGUGCUCCACAAUGCGAACAGUCCUGCCAGCAGCAAUGUGUCCAACAACAACAGCCAGCUGCUCAAUGCCAGACUGCUUGCCAGUCUUCCUGCUCCAACUCCUGCCAAGCUGCUCAACCAGCCACCCAAGCCUGCCAACAGACCCAACAGAACUCGUGCUCCUGCCAAGCCAACUACUCUCCAUGCGGAAAUGGACAAUGCUGUCGCAGAAAGUAA
Caenorhabditis briggsae is the source of this 1332-nucleotide messenger RNA. RefSeq names its product Protein CBR-ABU-8 (gene Cbr-abu-8). Bases 1 to 1332 code for a protein of 443 amino acids. The record is from RefSeq and is a predicted model, not a curated record. The transcript is spliced from 3 exons. NCBI's taxonomy places the organism in Eukaryota, Metazoa, Nematoda, Chromadorea, Rhabditida, Rhabditidae.